AUGACUCAACUCGCAAUCGCACUUGCAAUCAUCUUUUUUAUUUUCUCAUUUUUCUCAAGUGCUCAUAAAGUGCACGAGACGAUCGAUGUGGCAAACUACUUGGGUGCUUUUGGAUUUCUUCCAGAGCGACUAGCUCAAGGAAAUCAACAAAUUUCAAAUGAAUCUUAUGAAAAUGCGAUCCGAGCUUUACAGAGAACUUAUGGACUUGAAGAAACGGGCAGCUUGGGUCCACGAGAACGACAUUAUAUGAAAAUGGCUAGAUGUGGGGUGAAAUACAAUUCAAAUGAAGACAGAGCAGCUGGGCUUCGAGUCAAACGAGGCACCGAGGUUUAUGUGAUGAAACAAAGGCCAAUCACUUAUCGUGUUGUCAACGGAGCUCGUCAUAUGGAUCUUGGAUCGGUGAGAAGAGUGAUACGAGAAGUUUUCGAUUUCUAUGAGACACAAGCUGAUCUCCAAUUUCUUGAAACCGCUGACCCAAAAGCCACCAUUCAGAUUUCGUUUGAAUCACAUGAGUAUCAUGCGCCGUGCACAUAUCGUUUUGAGACACCCGGCGUACUUGCUCACGCAUUUAAACCGCUCGAUCCGAUGUGGUCGAUUGGUAGUGAUCUUCAUUUUUACGAUCUUCAUCAUUGGCGGAAAAAUUACACCAGUUCCUAUGAGUAUCCUUCAUUAUACUCGGUGGCAAUGCAUGAAAUCGGGCACGCACUUGGUUUAGAUCAUAGCCCGAAUGAUCAAAGUGUUAUGUUCGCUGUGGAUUUACCGCGAAAGACGAAAGAGCAGAUUCGGCUUGAUUCCCAAGAUCUCUGGGUUCUAGAGACGCUAUAUGGCAGAAAAAUCACAAAACAUCUUCCACAUCCAGCUGGGCCCCACCCAACACAUCAUCCAAAGAUCCCAACACUUACAACAAAAAUGCCUCUAAUCCCUUUACAUGAAGAUUCAAUCAAGCCAAGACCUUGUUCAUCGUCAGUUGAUGCAAUCUUCACGAUAAACGACGAGUUUUAUGUUUUCAAGGCUGAUUGGUAUUGGAGGGUGCAUAAUAAAACCAAUUCGAUUGAUGGCCCGCAUCAAAUUUCAAAAAGAUUUCACAAUCUGCCAACUCCCAUUGAUGCGGCGAUUCAAAUUGAAAGAAACACAUACUUUUUCAUUGGAAAUAAAUAUUACAUUUAUCAAUACCCGAGUCACCGUCAGCUUUAUGGAGCAUCGAGAUUGGAUGCACAUUUACGAGGCGGAGAAAUACAAAAUGUUGUUCUCGCCUUUAACUAUUUUGAUCCAACUUUUCAUGAUGCUACAAGUCGGACAUUUCUAUGGACAAAGGGAACAAACGACUAUCACUAUUGGCUAUUGAAGGCGCCACAUCGAAACGGAGCACUAGAAGCCGAGGCCACGUAUCCCCGUCAACGAUCGGCUGUUUGGAGUCAAGUUCCACCCAACUCCGAUGCUGCUUUCUCUUUAGGAAACGACGUUUACUUCGUCGAGGGCAGCUCUGUUUACAAAUUAAACGGUUCUGAUCCAAAGAAUGGCAUUGUUAAAGGCUAUCCCUUGCCAUUGGGAACUCUUUGGGAAGCGUGUCGGCGUGUCUACUUUGGAAAAACAAGAGUUGAAUUGCAAUGGGAUAUGGUGGACACGGUGAGCCGACUGCUUAUUGAUGACUCCCCCUUGCCCACUCAGCGAAGAAGCGAUAUGACUAAAAUGGAGGAUCGAGCGGCUGUAAUUGGCAUUGUCGGCAUGACGUGCCACUCGUGUGUCAAAAACAUUGAGGAAACGAUUGGGACUAAACCCGGCAUCAUAUCCAUUCGUGUUUCGUUGAGCGACGCUGAAGGCAUUGUUCACUACAGUCCCCUUGUUUGGAAAGCAGAAGAGAUCGUUGAAGCAAUCGAUGAUAUGGGAUUUGACACGUCGCUGAAAAGAGACAGCCAAGUGGCUGAAGAUGUUAAUGCAUCAACGUCAAGUGCGAUUUCAAAGAAAUGUGCUCUUAUUUCGAUUGAAGGAAUGACUUGUCAUGCGUGUGUUAAUAACAUUCAAGACACAAUGGGAGCUAAAGCUGGGAUUUAUGAUGUGAAAGUGGACUUGAAAGAAAAACGAGGACGCGUGGUGUUCGAUGGAUCACAAUGGACCGCGGAAUCCGCAGCUGAAGCGAUCGACGAUAUGGGAUUUGAUACAAAAGUGAUUUUAGAAGAAGUCUGGACUGAUGUUUCCACAAAGUCAACAGAAGAACAAAACGGUCGAGCCCGAUCCGAACCGCCUCAAAUGAAAGCACCGACUAAACUACCACGACUUGGCAGUCAAAAUGAUCUGGCAAAAACACAUGACUCUGUCGAGAUUCGACUCAACAAUGUUCGAUUCGAAAAGGCAAAGCCAGAAAACUUUGUAAAAGCAACAUUUGGUGUCGAGGGAAUGACUUGUGCAAGCUGUGUUCAAUACAUUGAAAGAAACAUGAGCAAAUUGGAGGGAGUUGAUUCAAUUACGGUUGCAUUGAUAGCCGCAAAAGCUGACGUUUACUUUGAUCAACGAGUGGUAACGACCGAUCGGCUGAUGGAAGAGAUCGAAUCCCUUGGAUAUAGAGCUUCUUUACUCAGUUCUUCUGGCGACAAUGAAAACAAAUUUCAACUAGUGAUUGGUGGGCUCAACUCUGAACAAUGUGCACAUAGGAUUGAAUCGCAUGUGAUCUCGAAAAAGGGAGUUGAAUCUUGUCAUGUUUCUUUGGCCACUUCAAUGGCUACCGUUGAGUUCGCUCCAAGUAUCAUCGGUCCACGAGAUAUCAUUGCAGUCAUUGAGGGAUUGGGCUAUACCGCCGAGCUGACCUCAAAAGAAGACAAAAUGAGGCGACUCGAUCACAGCAAUGAAGUGAAAAAAUGGAGAAAAGCUUUCUUUGUUUCGCUCAUCUUUGGUAUUCCAGUUAUGGGGAUUAUGGCUGUUUUUCAUUGGAUUUUGCACACACCAAUGCAUGGUGAGAAUCAGACUCCAAUCUUCACACCGGCGCUCUCUCUUGACAACUUCCUCCUUCUACUCCUUUGCACUCCGGUGCAGAUCAUUGGUGGACGUUAUUUCUACAUCGCUUCGUGGAAAGCAAUCAAACACGGCACAAUGAAUAUGGAUGUGCUUAUCGUUCUUGCAACAACCGUUUCCUAUCUUUAUUCAAUUGCUGUCCUUCUGGCAGCUAUAUUGCUAGGCUGGCAGUCUUCUCCAAUGACAUUUUUCGAUGUUCCUCCAAUGCUCAUUGUUUUUGUGGCACUUGGACGAAUGCUUGAACAUAAAGCUAAGGGGAAAACGUCGGAAGCUUUAUCUCGAUUGAUGUCGUUGCAAGCACGUGAAGCAACUUUAAUCACAAUGGAUUCAGACGGACAUACCACAUCUGAGAGAGGCAUCGAUAUUGAACUGGUUCAACGAGGUGAUCUAAUUAAAGUAGUCCCUGGUGCAAAGAUUCCCGUAGAUGGAGUGGUUGUCGACGGGAAAAGCACAGCUGAUGAAAGCUUUAUCACCGGAGAAAGCAUGCCCGUUGUGAAAAAGAAAGAUAGUUCGGUGAUUGGUGGUUCAGUGAAUCAAAAAGGACCACUCAUUAUCCGAGCCACUCACGUCGGCAAAGACAGCACUUUGGCACAAAUCGUGCGACUUGUUGAAGAGGCUCAAACAAGCAAGGCACCAAUUCAAGAAACAGCUGAUCGAAUCGCUGGUGUUUUUGUGCCGUUUGUGGUUGGGAUUUCGAUGCUCACUCUUCUCGCGUGGGUUGUCAUUGGCUAUCUCACAUGGACUGAUCCCAAUGCAACAUCUAUGGCCAAAUUUGAAGCCGUUUUAAAAGUGGCUUUCGAGGCAGCGAUCAACGUACUGGCUAUUGCUUGUCCAUGCUCGCUUGGUCUCGCAACUCCAACUGCGGUCAUGGUAGGUACAGGAAUUGGCGCUUCGAAUGGUAUUUUGAUUAAAGGAGGCGAACCAUUGGAAGGGAUACACAAGGUUUCGACGGUGGUUUUUGACAAAACGGGAACAAUCACAGAAGGUCAACCACGAGUUGUUGGCGUCAUUGGGCUGCGAUCGGUUGACAAAGUACCACUGCAAACCGUUAUUGCGGCAAUCGGCUCAGCUGAAGCACAAUCCGAGCACCCGAUUGGAAAUGCUAUUUCUGCAUUUGCAAAGCAGUUCUUGAACGUUUCUCAAUGGGCUGCUGUUUCGCGUUUCCACGUUUCACCGGGAAAUGGGAUCACUUGCCGAGUGGAUGGAAUCGCAAAAAUGCUUGACACAUCGAAUGUUAAGCAGUCACUAAAGAUUAACAAAUUAUCUGACGGAGAGGAAGUGUGCUUGCCAGGAACUGAAGUCAUUUACAAGCAAGGAGCCGUUACAGAUGUUGCUGCCCUGAAAUCAAACGAAGGCGUUAAUGUUGUUGUGGGAACGAUACAAUUGAUGUUAAAACAAGGAAUUCCGGUUGACGGCCGGACACAGGAUCUCUUGACUGAACAGCAAAGUAAGGGACAUAUUUCGGUGCUGUGUGCAGUCAAUGGCGAAGUUGUUUGCAUUAUUUCGAUCGCCGAUCAAGUGAAACGAGAGGCGGCUAUGGCUGUGUGGGCACUGAGAAAGAUGGGCAUUCGGGUUGUACUUUUAACGGGAGACAACAGUAAAACGGCUCUCACCACAGCUAAACAAGUGGGUAUUUCUGAAGUCUUCGCCGAAGUGCUGCCUAAUCAAAAGCAAACAAAGAUUCAACAACUGCAGGGAUUCGGCGAGAAAGUGGCGAUGGUGGGUGAUGGAGUGAAUGACAGCCCAGCACUUGCACAAGCUGAUGUUGGAAUCGCAAUUGCAGCUGGCAGCGAUGUAGCCAUCGAGAGUGCAGGAAUCGUACUUGUUCGCAAUGAUUUGAUUGAUGUGGUGGCCGCAGUGAAAUUGUCAAAGAAAACAACGCGUCGCAUUCGAUGGAACUUUUUAUUUGCCAUCUUUUACAAUGCGAUUGGGAUUCCUGUAGCUGCAGGUAUUUUCUCUCCAUUCGGUAUUUCCCUCCAGCCUUGGAUGGCAGCGGCAGCAAUGGCAAUGAGCAGUGUCUCUGUUGUGACGAGCAGUCUUCUUCUACGAACUUUCAAGAAACCAACUUUCGCUUCUCUGCAAUGUAACGAGUUUAAAGCUCAUCAGAAAGCGCUGAACGCUGGGAAGUUCGAGGUGCAUGUACAACGUGGUCUUGACGACAAUGGCGUAUGGCGUGCUGAGUCGAAGCUGUCAAUGUUGAGCAGUCGAAUCGGCUCGAUCAUUAGUGGAUCGAUUCCCAGCUUGACAAGUCUCACUGGCACUGGAAAAAAGAGAGGUCAAUCACUUCUCGAACGAGAUGGACGUGGCUCGGAUUCGGAAAACCUCAUCGUU
Mesorhabditis belari is the source of this 5337-nucleotide messenger RNA. Lineage: Eukaryota; Metazoa; Nematoda; Chromadorea; Rhabditida; Rhabditidae. The record is from the annotation of a GenBank genome assembly.